Molecule: messenger RNA, 864 nt
Organism: Lottia gigantea (owl limpet)
Lineage: Eukaryota; Metazoa; Mollusca; Gastropoda; Lottiidae
Exons: 4
Coding region: 1-864 (287 amino acids)
Biological process (GO): L-proline biosynthetic process
Molecular function (GO): pyrroline-5-carboxylate reductase activity
Source: RefSeq, a predicted model, not a curated record
AUGGCGUUGACACAAGUUAAACAAAAUUCGUCCAUAAACGAUAAUCCAAAUGAUAUUACUCGAAGAUUACCAUCUUUACAAUUUGAAAGUGCAUUAACAGAUGAAGAAAAAGAACUUUUAUCCUUGAGACCCAGAUCCCACGCUAUUACGGUUUCAAUAUGUGGCCAUUCGGUGUUUUUAGUCGACAUUCUAUCCGAAGUCAGGUGCGUCAAAAAAUCUUCUUCAAGAAAAACAGCCAUGAUAUUACAAGAUAUGAAUGUUAAAGAUGAAUUAACUGUUGGUAUAUUAGGUGGUGGUAGAUUAGGCAGUCAGAUAGCUCACUGUUUGUUGACUUUUGGUAGAAUGAAUCCACAGAAUCUUCAAAUAUCAACACGACGUCCAGAAACUUUAGAAUAUUUACAACAUAAAGGUGUAGAGUGUUAUUAUAAUAAUAAAAAAUUGGUAUCAAAUGUAAAUUUACUGUUUAUCUGUGUAUUACCAUCACAGCUACCAGGAAUAGCUGAUGAAAUCAAGGGACGUCUGUCUCCUUCUACUGUUGUGUAUUGUCCCUCAGCUAGUACUCCCUUACAAAAGAUAAAACUCAUCCUCAGAACACCCAAUGUGUUUAAAUCUGAUUUUCGAUGGACUGAUGAGAGUUGUAAGAAUAAGUGGGAUUUUAAUGUCAAUGUGAAGAUGUCUCUAGAAAAGAAAGAUGUAGUUGAAAUCACCAAUCCUAUUAAUCAAACUGGACCUGGUAUGUAUUAUCGAUGGCAUCUGAUCAAAACCUAUUUCAAUCGUUCCAUGGUAUCAUUAAUGACAGUUGAUUACACAUUUACCAAUAGUUCCGCGGUAUUAUCAAAGACAAUCAAUCUGAUCCCUCCUUAA